Messenger RNA from Aspergillus saccharolyticus JOP 1030-1, 1668 nucleotides. Its product is annotated as putative Rab geranylgeranyl transferase escort protein. Gene Ontology annotation, biological process: vesicle-mediated transport; small GTPase-mediated signal transduction; protein geranylgeranylation. Gene Ontology annotation, molecular function: GDP-dissociation inhibitor activity. The transcript has 4 exons. Lineage: Eukaryota; Fungi; Ascomycota; Eurotiomycetes; Eurotiales; Aspergillaceae. The coding region runs from base 1 to 1545 and encodes 514 amino acids. The record is from RefSeq and is a predicted model, not a curated record. Gene Ontology annotation, cellular component: Rab-protein geranylgeranyltransferase complex; cytoplasm; cytosol.
AUGGAAUCACUAGCAGAUACGCCUUGGGAUGUAAUAAUCUCUGGCACUGGGCUGGCCCAGUCUCUCCUAGCACUGGCCCUGUCUCGGUCGGGCAAGAACGUCCUGCAUGUUGAUAGAAACCCAUACUAUGGGGGCUCCGAAGCUGCAUUCAGCCUUCAGGAAGCCGAAGAGUGGGCCAACAGAGUCAACAGUGAGACUGGCGACCACCCCUUCGAAGAUGCUAGCAUACGCCUAGGGGAUGGAUCCUCGGAAACCGGCACACAACUGUCCGCUUCUCGAGCAUACACGCUCUCCCUUUCUCCGCAGCUUAUCUACGCCCGCUCCCAGUUGCUACCGACGUUGGUAUCGUCCAAGGUUCACCGGCAGCUGGAGUUUCAAGCUGUCGGUAGCUGGUGGAUUCACAGACACGGGGACGGCAAUGACAAUUGGUUAUAUCGUGUCCCUGGCAGUCGUGAGGACAUCUUUGCAGAUGACAUGAUCAGCGUCAAGUCCAAACGGACUUUGAUGAGGUUCAUUCGUCAUAUUGGUCCAUCCCAACCAGGUGUUGACGAAGCUGGUGGAGCAGGCUCGUCGCUGGAAGAGGACGUCGGCGAUGCAUCCUUGACCGAGUACCUUACAUCCAAGUUCAAAGUGCCGGAAGAGCUGCAUGCGCCGUUGCUAUCCCUCUGUCUAUCGCAAGCCUCUCCACAACAAACAUCGGCACACUAUGCCGUUGCCCGCAUCAAGCGGCAUCUGGCCUCGCUGGGAGUAUAUGGCUCUGGCUUCGGAAGUCUUGCAGUCAAAUGGGGUGGUGGCUCCGAAAUCGCUCAGGUCGGAUGCCGUGCCCUUGCUGUUGGCGGCGGUGUUUACGUUUUGAACACUGGAAUUGAGGCAUUGGAUUAUCCCGUGGAGCACGCCAUCAGUGAUGACUCUCGGAUUCAGUUGUCGCUGACCAAUGGAGAGUCAAUCAAGACCAAAUUUGUCGUUGGCUCUAAUUGGGAUUUUCCUACAGAAACUCGUCUGUCUUGCGAUUGUGACAAAGUGGCACGGUCUAUCACGGUCGUUUCAUCUGCCCUUGAGAGCCUCUUUCCUGCCACAGCAGAGGGUGGACCGGUGCCUGUGGGGGCUGUUGUCACCUUCCCAGGCGCUUCUCUUGGGGAGCCCGAUGAUUCGCCUCCAGUCUACAUUCUGGUUCACUCUAGCGAGACAGGCGAGUGUCCAACAGGUCAAUGUGUCCUCUAUGGUAGUGUCAGCAGACCUGGAUCGGACGGGCAGGCCUUGAUCGAUACUGCAGUACAGCAGCUUCUUCAAUCAGCCGCUGGUUCUGAUGUAAAGGUUCUCUGGUCACUGCGUUACACCCAGCUGGGUCGAGCCGAGAGUAUCUCUGCUCAGCCAGUCUCCUCUCCUGAGCGCAUCAUCCGGCUUCCGCCUCCAAGCCUUGACUUGGCUUUUGAUGAUGUUUUGAUCGACACGGUCAAGAAUGCUUGGCAGACUAUCAUGGGCGACGAGGCCAACGAUCACGAAUUCAUGACAUUCGAAGACCGUGAGGGAGCUUAUGAGGAAUGAUAUAGCUGUAAAUACACCAUGUAAUACGACACUGACGAUUGACGAAUACAUCAAUGAUGAUAGAACGCCUGAAUGCCGUUUUCCACCAGGUACAAAUCAACUGAAGGUUGAUCCUGAAGUGAC